Molecule: messenger RNA, 5156 nt
Organism: Galleria mellonella (greater wax moth)
Lineage: Eukaryota; Metazoa; Arthropoda; Insecta; Lepidoptera; Pyralidae
Gene: Ube4A
Product: ubiquitin conjugation factor E4 A
Exons: 16
Coding region: 192-3311 (1039 amino acids)
Biological process (GO): protein polyubiquitination
Cellular component (GO): cytoplasm; nucleus; ubiquitin ligase complex
Molecular function (GO): ubiquitin-ubiquitin ligase activity
Source: RefSeq, a predicted model, not a curated record
UAUGUCAGCAUUUGUCAUUUUUAUCAAUUGUUCGUGAUAAGUCAGCAGUUUUUGAAAACACAAAAUUUAAUUAUAAUGUUAAAGUUUUAUUAAAAAUUGCAUUUCCAGAUGUUAUCUCGCCUAUAAUGUGAUUAAAUUAAUUAAAACAAUAAUUCUUUUCCAUAAUUGUGUAGAUAUUUAAAAUUUUUACUAUGUCCGAACCGAAUAAUCCAUUCGCUGGUCUUCUUGGAGUAUCAGAUGUUAAAACUGCCAACAGCGUCGAAUAUACGGAAAGCGCGACACAGUUACAAGGGUCAUCAAAUAAAUCACAAGGAGAUGAAGAAAAUGUGAUAAUAAACAAUAUAGUAGAAAGUGUUUUUCACUUCACAAUCAACCCUAAUGCUAUUGAUGGGUAUAUCUCAACAGAUAGGCAAUUAGUGUACCUUGAAGAACUCGCUGAAGCUACAAAACCUCGCAUAUACAUUGAUUUAGAAGCACUAGAACAAGCGCUUUUUGAAAGAUUACUUUUACCUGAUAUUGAAUCCUAUGUUAUACCUAAAACAAAUAAAACAUUUAGAGAACAUGUAAUUCAAAAACAAGUUUUUUCAUAUUUGUUUAGUUCUUUUCAAAAUCUACAGACUUAUGAUCAUAGUUCUUCAGAUGUUGUUAAAAAUGCUUUGCAAAAGAUGAAAGAACUUAUAUUUAGAAAUGCAGUAACAGCACUCAAGCAGCCAGCUUUAUUCGAAGGACAAGAUUUUUCAUCACAAUUAGUUGAACUUUUACAGCAUGUUGACCCACAGAGCCAAACAUUUUUUUUAGAUGUUGUUAAUGCAUUUGUUGCAGAUGGAGAUAAAGAGACCCAACAGCAACUUCGUGAUACUAUGAUACCUGUGUUACAGAGAAUUCACACAGAUGUCAACAAAUCUCACAUAAUCAAUCUGCCCAUUUACAUAUUGCCUUCAAUACAUCUUUUUGCAAGUAACACAAAUUUAGCACCUGUAUUAAUGGAAGUAUGUGAACCAAAAAUCGAAACAAAUGGCAGACUAUACCAAGAUUCUAUUAUUGGAGCAUUGCUUAGUCUCUCUGUUCUGCCAAAGACUCCAACAUCUCUUCAUGAGUUUUUUGAUAAUCCGUUAGAUCAGGCAGCUACAUCAUUAAUUGAAACAUCCAUUUGGAAUGCAUCUUCUCAUCUUGUAAACAAUAUGCACAAAAUAUUCUUGACUUUAUUGAAAGGUGGCCCUCACAUGAGGAAUCGCUUGUUAUCUUGGAUAGGAAAAUGUUUGAAGACAAAUGUGGCUAGAGGAAAACUAUGGAAUGUGCAGGCUAAUGAGCUAAAUCCAACCACAUUGAGCUGUGUGUCGGAUGGUUUUAUGUUAAACUUAGGUGCAGUGUUAUUACAGCUAUGUCAACCUUUUUGUACAACACCAGAAGAUCCUAAGUGUCUUAAAAUUGACCCAACAUAUGGAGCAGUACUUCCAGAAGAAAGUUUGGCUAAAUCAGUCCAUUUAGACUGCUUACAUAGUGAAACAUGUUUAUUGCCGGCAAGAGAAGGUGAUGACGGUCAACCAAUAAAAAGAUCAACAGCAGAUACAUAUAACUUUGUCACAGAAUGCUUUUUCAUGACUCAGAAAUGUAUUGACUUAGGAGUGCGAGUGUGCGCGGAGAAAUUGUACCGGUAUGGUCAGGAGUUGGGCCGCGCCCAGCGAGCCAUGGCCGACGUGGCUGCUAGCGCACACCACCUGCUGGAACCGAUGCGUCAGCGUGUACAAAGGCUUAUGAGCAAAUUCGUAAGCCUGCGCUGUGCACUUCUAGAGAAUGACAUGCUGACGAAUUUAAACCGGCUUCAAGCCACGACAUGUACUUGGCUGGUGCAAGUGGCAGUGCGGCCGGAUGCUCCCCAACCGCAGUCUACGUAUGCGCCUGUGGCUCUAGUGCCCCUCAACAUGCCUGUGACUACCCCACCGCCAGACACAUUGAGAUGUAUUCCAGAAUUCGUAUUAGAAAAUAUAGUAGUGCUGAUAACAAUGGCUCGUCGAACAGUUGGUGCGAUCACCGAAGAAGCCGACAUUGCGGGACUCUUGCGUCCUGCUCUCUCCCUCGUCCUAACUUUCAUGGGCGACUCUAGUCGAACAUACAAUCCGCACUUGAGAGCUAGGUUAGCCGAGUGUCUUGAAGCAAUGUUGCCCAACCAUCCUGAUGACCAACAACCACUCACCAGCUUAGCAUCUUUCUCCAGAGAACAAUUAUUCAAGGAACAUCCACAUCGAUUACAGUUGGUGCCUUGUCUACUAGACGUGUUCGUCGGCAUUGAAAUGACUGGUCAAAGUGUGCAAUUUGAACAAAAAUUCAACUAUCGUCGCCCUAUGUAUCUUGUUAUGGACUUUUUAUGGGGUUUAGAAGAGCAUAGAGAAGCUUUCACGCGGCUGGCCCGAGAAGCAGAGGCUAAUAUGGAGGCAGUUCACCCACCAAUCUUUCUACGUUUCGUUAACCUUCUAAUGAAUGACGCUAUAUUUCUUUUGGAUGAAGCACUCGGAAAUAUGGCCCAAAUACGCACCAUGCAGACAGCUCAAGAGUCUGGCGCUUGGACGAACUUACCCGCACAAGAACGCGAACAAAACUUGGGCAAUUUGUCACACAUAGGCAUGUUGGCGCGCUUUGACAACAUCCUUGGACGCGACACUAUCCGUACACUAGUGCGCCUGACCGCACAUGCGCCCUAUGUUUUCUGCCAUCCAACCCUGGUAGAACGCAUCGCUUCUAUGCUCAAUUAUUUCCUUUUACACUUGGUGGGCCCUAAUAAAAAAAACUUUAAGGUUAAAGACAUGAAAGAGUACGAAUUCGAUCCAGCGAGCACUGUUUUGGAUAUCUGCCGCAUGUAUGUAGAACUGGGCAAUAACGAGCGAUUCUGUGCAGCCGUCUCUGAUGACGGGCGUUCAUACUCCCCACAGCUGUUCACCUUGGCUGAAGCAGUGCUAGUUCGCAUUGGAGGCGGUAGUUUGAUUGGGUCACUACAAGACGUGGCCUCCCGGGUGAGCCAACUAGCUGAACAACGGCAGCGGGACGAGGAGAUAUUAGCAAACGCUCCCGAUGAGUUCCUUGACCCCAUCAUGAGCACGAUCAUGCUAGACCCCGUCAUCUUGCCUAGCUCACGCACCACUGUCGAUCGGACUACUAUUGCCAGACACCUUUUAAGUGACCAGUCAGAUCCAUUCAACCGAUCGCCACUUUCCAUGGACCAGGUGAAAUCCAACACCGAGUUGAAAGAAAAAAUCCAAGCAUGGAUUGCAGAAAAAAAGCAAAAAAUUGCUCAAAAUCAGACCAGUAAUGAUUAACACAGAUUAAGUUAAAUCAUUAAGCUUUGUAAUUUUAAAAGACUUUGUAUAUUGGAAGCAAAUUAGACAGCUAGGUUUAGUUUAAUUAAUUAUUAGAUUUCAUAAUGAUCGUAGUCUUAAAAUGUCAAUCCAAAUAUAGUAAACUAAUAAAUUUUUACAAAAGUAGUUUUUUAUGGGCACCAUAUAAGCAAACGCAAUUUUCUAUGGUAUUUUAUAAUAUUAUCAUGUCUACGUAAUACAGGAUAGUACUUGUGUCGGUCGUCGAAUUUGGACGGUCAAAACUUGACUUCAUAUAAUUUGUUACAAUUUGUCUAUGCCACAAUAAUUAUAAAUCGUGACUGUAUAGAGGGAAAAAUUUUAAUUUUCUAUUUCCUUAGUUAUGAUUUAUUAUUACAACUCGAACUAUACAGAUAUAUUGUAACAAUUUGACGUAAUAUAUAUGUAUAUAAAAGAGACAAAUAUUCGCGACACGAUUUGUCUUCUGCCUGUUAAAACGAUGAUAUUACAUGAUUCAUCUGUGAUUUAAUUUUAUGUUAAGUAAAGACAACUAUUGGAAGCUUGGGUUGCAUAUAUCGCACAUCAUUUAAUAUUACGUCAAAUAUAUCCCAUAGCAAAGAAAUGAUAUCUGUUUUUAUAGCUAUUUGCAUAAUAUUAAGUCAUUUAUGAGGAAAAAUGAGGAGCUUCUUAAUUUUAGAUUUUUAGAUUAUUAGUAUUUAAUCCUAUUGUUCCUGUAUUAAUUUUGUAACAAUUGAAAUUGUUUGUUAUUUUUCUUAAAAUAAUCCUCAAUUAUACUGACUUUCACUCUACAGACAGGAAUAACAAUUUUUCUCUCGUCUCAGUUGCAGUGUUGUGACGCCAUUGUCUUCGCUCCCUUAUAUCUUGGACAUUUAAUAUCCAGGUUGUCUAUGACCUACCUCAUCCUCUUAUUUUUACAAUUAUGGAUGGGCAUUUCUUUGCAAGGUGAUAUUAAUUUACCUCAGCCUGUACUGCAAUCUGUGCUAGGCACACUCGAUUUACCAGAGUUAAAAUUACACAGCAUAUUAUAUUUUAAGUAUUAUGCAAUCCAUUUAGCACUACAGAUUUCCUUUAUUAUAAUCGUCUAAUAAUUCCUAUAUUUCAUAUAUACUGUCUGAAAAUAGUACCGCGAAUAAUAAAAUAUAUGAUGUGGGUCUCUAUAUUAUAUUCUCUAGUAAACUAAAAUAUCAUUGUAUAUAUAACAAAUAUUUCGUCUUCAUCAAUGAUGACUGAUAUAACAAAACGCAUUGUUAUAAUACUAUUAGUACAUUAUAAUUCAGUGACAGUAAGUAUAUCUAAAUAGUCAUAUAUUCAUUCUAUAAUGUUUAUCCACAAAAUAUGUGGUGCAAUUUUUUAUAAUUGAAUGUUGAAUCACGUCAUAAAUUAAAGAUGUGCACGAUUUUAAAUUACUUUAUUGUAAUUCUAAAUUACUACAUUUUUAUUUAACCAAAUAGGAAUAAUUAUUUUGUUGCUUGUGUUUCCUUUCAAAAUUAACACAUUUAUAUCAAAAGUUUGAAUGAAAUGGCCUAGAAUAUUGAAUGUACAAUGUUUGAAGGUUCUUUUUUUAUGGAAAAUGUUAAAUAAAUGAAAUAUUAAUAUAUUUUUGGUUUAUAAAAUCGUCGUUGAUUCGUUAAGCAUACCUACUGUUAAUAAUGGUUGAUUUGAUGUAUAUAACUAAUAUAAAAUAUUAUUUCUUGUAUGGUGUAGAUUAUUUUACAUUGGUAAAAUUUUAGUACAUAUCAUUUAAUUGAGGUGCAAACUAUUUUGUAUAGUUAAUACAAUUUUAUUUUCAUUUUUGUUCAUGUUCAAAUAAAUAUCUUGUGUACACAG